AUGAACUAUCAAAAUCACCUUACAAAAUUUGUUGUGUUAAAACCUUUGACAAGCAAACACGCGAAAGAAAUUGCUCACAAUCUAAUCGAUAUUUACACAACAUUUGGAGCUCCGGUUAUAUUGCAUUCGGAUAAUGGGCGUGAAUUUGUGAACUCAAUAAUAACUGAAUUACAUUCAAUGUGGAGUGACGUUAAAAUCGUCCACGGAAAACCUCGGCAUAACCAAAGUCAAGGUUCCAUAGAAAGGGCAAACAGAGAUGUAGAAGAUAUGCUUGCUACUUGGAUGGCACAAAAUAAUACAAAGGACUGGACAAAUGGCUUAAAAUUUAUUCAAUUUCAAAAAAAUCGCGCUAUCCAUUCAGAAAGAGUAGGAUUAGCCUCAAUUGGUAUUCCAACAAAUGAAAUUGAAUGUUUGUGUACUGAGGAGGAUAUUGAAUCAAUUCUACCACAAAAUAGUGAUGAAGACACUGAAAAUAUUUCAAGUCUAAGUGAUGGAUACUGUGAAAAUUAUUCUAAAGAUGAAGCAAAACUUGUUAACGAGCGACAAAACAAAAUAACGAACGAACCAAAAAAAUCAGUCUCAUGUUUGCAGAAACAAGCAGAAAACAUGUUAAAGUCUUCUCGAUUCUUAUUGUCAUCUCGAUUUGAUCCACUCGAAAUAGGUUCAACCGUAUCGAUACCAGAUGUAGAUCGUGCUCGCGGAGCUCCGCGUAAUUUAUUGGCAGUCGUUUUACAUGUCGAAAAUGAUCUUUAUAAAUUAGGUACUGAACAUGGACACCUAAAACAUAAAUACACAAGAUCUGAGCUAGUACCUUGUAAAGAAAAACUUCUAGACAUACCUAAGUUCAUCAAAGAAAAAGAGCUUACUCUUCGAGAGGUAGCUGCUAAUGCCAAACAACAGGACAUGCUUGAAAUAGCCCCCAACAUUUUCGUGGGGAAUAAUCCAGCUGAAAGUCUAACCAAAGUAAGCGUGUACACGUUGACACAACGUUCGGAACAAAAGAAAAAUAUUUGGAAGUGUAUUGAGGCGCUUAAAAAAGAAGAAUCAUUAAAUAAAAUCCAUGAUGAACAGUUUAUUGCCGGACAUUCUAUGGGCGUUAAAAGAAAAUAUAAAGACUGCUGA
Messenger RNA from Diuraphis noxia (Russian wheat aphid), 1122 nucleotides. RefSeq lists its product as uncharacterized. Lineage: Eukaryota; Metazoa; Arthropoda; Insecta; Hemiptera; Aphididae. The record is from RefSeq and is a predicted model, not a curated record.